AAUAACAUGGGAAAAGAUUGGAAGCUCCCAAGUUUUCUCUCAAGGAAGCCCACUAACAAUAACAAACUUUGACACCUCUAAAGUCGGGGUCUACAGAUGCACAGCCAAAAGUACUGGAAUAGCUGAGAAUGCUAGUGCAACUGCAUUUGUACAGUUUUCAACAUGUGGAUCUGGAUGUGAUAAGGAGGAGCUGGCCAUUGAGUUCACUGACUUGACAUACAAUUAUGAAUAUGAAAACCCCAGCUAUAACAAGUACAAGGAAUUAAAAAACAAGAUUGAAACUGAGUGCCUUAUUGCUUAUGCCCUGAAAGGCAAAACCAUUCACAAGUGUGAAGUAAUAAGAUACAGAAGAGGGAGUGUCGUAGCUGUGGUAGAGUUAGGAUAUCCAGAAAAUACCUUGGAUCCCAAGCAGCCUCUUCUGCAAGCAAUAAAUGAUGGCAACUUUGCAGGGUACAGAGUGAAAACAGACUUUGUCAGUCCAACAUCGAUUACAGACCUCCCUUCAACACAUUCCUCAACACACCCUCCAUUAAAACCUUUAACACACUCACCAACACCCAGUCAUCCAAGUGGCUCUCCAGAAAGCACUGCAACUUGUUCAGUAGCCAUAUCCUUUUUUGUGACUAUCAUUGUAUUACUUGUCUUCUCUAAUGCUGUAUUGGGUUUCCUACUGUGGAAGAAGAGUUCGAUUCUAAAAGAGGUUACUAAGAACAGGGGUCGGUUGGCACCUAAUGAACAUCGACCCAAUACUAGUACAAUCAAUGACAAAAUCCUAUCUUUAAUGGUAACAAGACAACCAGAAGUACCCUCGGCGCCCCUUUACAACGACAUUUCCAAUAUUGGCGGCAACCGUGCUUCAGAACGUCAAGGUCAACUGUAUCAAACAUUGGACGUCAAUUGCCAACAACCAUACCAGACAUAUCAAACCUUGGAUGCCGCUUGUAAAAAUGUUAACUCUCCCGUGGAGACCUCCGUAUCAGAUAAUUACCAAGCACUACCAGAUGCCAUGCCGCCAGUUAUCUAUGGCCAACUAAAUUAGGUGGCGUACUGCAAUGUAUAUAACACUCAAGAAGACUUGGCAGUAUAGCUAGUAAAUGAGUGUAGAUGUAAGAAGACUGGGAAAGGAGCAAGUGACUCAAAUCACUCAUUAUCUGGAAAGAACUAAAAAAGAAGAAGCAAGGAUGGUUAAGAAGCUAGUGUAAAAAAUAUUCGAGCUUAGGUUAAGUUGGCCAUGUCCAAUAUGAUAAAAUUGUGGCAAUCGUGAAGAGAGCUUUAUAAAUGCUGAUGCACAUAAAGGAUUGUGCGUAAAACAAUCAUUAUUUUACAUGUAACUAUCAACCCGGUUCGGAAGAACUAACAAACACAACAAUCCUGCGCCAUGCACCUCGUACCAUGUUUAGCAAAUGUUUUAAUAAAAAUUAUUAUUAUUGGUC
This is a messenger RNA of Actinia tenebrosa (Australian red waratah sea anemone), 1433 nucleotides long. RefSeq lists its product as uncharacterized. Lineage: Eukaryota; Metazoa; Cnidaria; Anthozoa; Actiniaria; Actiniidae. Gene Ontology annotation, biological process: cell-cell adhesion. The record is from RefSeq and is a predicted model, not a curated record.